AUGAAUGAAUUAACAAAAAUUCCUGAAUCAAUUUUUUCUCUCAAAAACCUUCGAAAAUUGGAUCUCAGUUUUAACAAAUUAACAAAAUUAGAUUUUGUCGAAGGAACAUGGCCAAAUUUGGAUACUUUUAAUUUGUCUGGAAAUGAUUUGGAAGCUUUACCUUCACAAAUAAUUGCUUGUGUUAAAUUACAGAGAUUAUAUGCAACAUAUAAUAAAUUAAAUUUUGAAGGUCUACCCGCCGGUUUUGGUAAAUUAAUGCAACUUCAAGUAUUAUUUUUAUCUCACAACAAUUUGGAAUUAAUUCCUGAAGGUGUUGGAAGGUGUGUAAAAUUGCGAAAACUUAAAUUGGAUAAUAACCGUUUAAUAACUCUACCUGAAGGAAUUCAUUUACUUCCAGAUUUGAAAGAAUUGGAUCUUCGAAAUAAUCCAGACCUUGUAAUGCCACCUAAACCAAGUGAUAAACAAAAAGCUUUGGCUUUCUACAAUAUUGACUUUUCAUUACAAAAUCAGUUGAGAAUUGCUGGGCAAACAACAACUUCAGCUACCACCCUUUCUGAAAAAGAUAUUAGUAGUGGUGGGGGACCAAAAGAUGCUGCUCAAAGAAAAAAGGAAUUUAUAAGGAGAAGAAGGCAUCAAGCAGAUCAGGAUAGUGCUUCUAAAGUUAUUCAGGGAAUGUCUAAAGUAGCGAAAGAUGCAUUUGACAAAGGCCAAUCUAUUGAAUUAAAUGAUGAAAAUGAUGCUUCUGCACUUGGUCAGAUUAGUUGGAAGGAAAAAUUGGCAAAACAAAAGCCUCGCCUCGAUUAUUCAGACGUUUUUGAUGAUGAAAUUGGUUCCUGUGAUAAUUUGUGGAUGUGGGAAAUUGAAAAUUUUUAUUCGGCAUUAAUUGAUCCUCGAGAACAUGGACAAUUUUAUGAAGCUGAUAGUUAUUUAAUUUUGAAAACAACACGUGAACCCAGUGGAAGUUUAACUCAUGCAAUAUAUUAUUGGAUUGGGGAAAAGACGAGUUUGGACAAGGUUUUUUUAUUUUUUUUGAUGGAGGGGGGAGGGGGGGUGGAGGGUAAAAAAUACUUGGAAAUGUUUGAAGGUUCAAAAAAAGGCAUAUCUAAAACCGGGUUCGGUCAGUUUAUCCGAUACCCAAACCUGGGACCCGAAACUUGGUCCGAUGAGAAUUUAAAAAUCCCUACUUAUCCCUGA
Messenger RNA from Meloidogyne enterolobii, 1194 nucleotides. The record is from the annotation of a GenBank genome assembly. Lineage: Eukaryota; Metazoa; Nematoda; Chromadorea; Rhabditida; Meloidogynidae.